AUGGAACCAACGAUUGAGCAGAUGAUUGAAGUAGCCGUUAACGUCGUUGUCCGAGUGGCUCUCAACGUGAUUGCCAACGUAGCUGUUGGAUUGCACGUUGCCGAAGAAGUGUCAGAGGUUGUUAUUAUAGUAGUACCGGAAGUUAUUGUUUUAGAGGUCUUUGUUGGGCCAGAAAUUGUUGUGAUGCUAGAGGUUGUUACUAUACUGGUUCUAGAUGUUGCUGGUACCGAAGAAGUGCUGGUGGUAGGAGACAAUGGCGAAGAUGAUAGUAGUGGCUGCGAAGCAUUGCUCGAGCGUCCUGGAGUGGGCGAUUUCGCUAGAGGCUACGAUACGCGUGUUAAUGGAAUGGCAUCACACUUUGUAUGGACCAAUCGUUCCAAGGAAAGCUUUGCACUUGAUUUAAAAAAUCCACGCGACUUGAAGGUUUUAAAGAAAAUCCUGCUCCAGGCGGAUAUCAUGGUACAGAACCUGGCACCAGGCGCAGCAGAAAGAUUAGGACUCUCGCAUGAAGAGCUCCAGAAGACGAACUCAGGUAUUAUUGUAUGCGAUAUCUCUGGUUAUGGAUCACAUGGGCCAUACCGUGACAAGAAAGCCUACGACUUGCUUGUGCAGAGCGAAGCAGGUAUGCUCUCUGUAACAGGCAGUGAAGCUGAGCCAAGCAAAACUGGUAUAUCCAUAGCUGAUAUAGCAGCUGGAAUGUACGCCUACUCGAAUAUCCUGGCAGCAUUACUGGAGCGGGGGAAGACAGGAAAAGGGCGCCGAAUUGACAUUUCGAUGUUAGAGAGUAUGGCUGAAUGGAUGAGCUUUCCCAUGUAUUAUGCUUUCGACGGACAACCGGGCCCAAGCCGAGCAGGGGCAUCCCAUGCGACAAUUUACCCGUAUGGGCCAUUCGAAACAGGCACCGACGGAGCUUCCGUUAUGAUGGGCGUGCAGAACGAACGAGAAUGGGCCAUUCUAUGCCGAGAUGUACUAGGAGAUGCGAGUUUGGCAACAGAUGAGCGCUUUGUGAACAACACGCUUAGAAGUCGUAAUCGAGAAGAGUUGAAGAAGAUUAUUUGCGCUCGCUUCUCUGAGCUCUCUGCAGACGAAGUUAUUGAAAAGUUGGACAAGGCGGGUAUCGCAAAUGCUAGUAUGAAUGACAUGCAAGGUGUAUGGAAGCAUCCUCAGCUUCGAGCAAGGAAGCGUUGGAUAGAUGUAGAAACACCGAGUGGCCUCGUGACUGGGCUACUACCCCCUGGCGUAGACGAUAUUUCGCAGGUCAAUAUUGCAGAGGUUCCAGCUGUAGGACAGCACAAUGAGGCAAUAUUUGCUGAGUUUGGUCUCUCCGAAGAAGAGUAG
Trichoderma asperellum CBS 433.97 is the source of this 1338-nucleotide messenger RNA. RefSeq lists its product as uncharacterized. NCBI's taxonomy places the organism in Eukaryota, Fungi, Ascomycota, Sordariomycetes, Hypocreales, Hypocreaceae. The record is from RefSeq and is a predicted model, not a curated record. Gene Ontology annotation, molecular function: catalytic activity.